UUGAAAAAAAAAUCUACUACUUCAUUGUUAAAAUGAAUAGCGGGAUACUAUUUGGUUUAUUCUAUUUACAAGUUAGGGGGUGAAGGCUCAGGCUUAUACUUGAAUUAUUUAAACCUCCCAGAUGAAUUAGUCAUUCAAAGGAAAUUUAAAUCUUAAAGUCAAACUACCAUGACCGACAAUUCAAUUCUGCUUAUCCCUGUGCGUAAACUGAGGGAUUGGGCAUUUGUUUUCACUGCAGAUUCGGAAUUUCUCAGCUGCAGGAUGAGGCAGAAUUAUUGCUUUAACACCAACAGGAUUCUGCGUAUACUUCUUUAUCAUUUCUUUUUUAUAUCCAUGAGCUUGGCCUUUGCGAAGACACCCAUAUCUGGAAUUGAAUCAGAUCAUUUGGCUCUACUUGAUCUGAAAAGUAGAGUACUCAACGACCCACUCAAAAUCAUGAGCUCUUGGAACGAUUCCAGGCAUUUAUGUGAUUGGACUGGCAUUACUUGUAAUUCCACCAUUGGAAGAGUUAUGGUCUUGGACUUGGAAGCUCACAAACUGAGUGGUUCGAUACCAAAUUCUUUAGGAAAUAUGACUCAUCUCAUUGCAAUUAGAUUGGGAGACAACAGACUCCACGGCCAUAUUCCUCAAGAAUUUGGUCAGCUACUACAAUUACGUCAUCUCAAUUUGUCCUACAAUAACUUCAGUGGCGAGAUUCCAGGAAAUAUAAGUCAUUGCACCCAGCUGGUUCAUUUGGAGUUGGGCAACAAUGGGCUUGAAGGUCAGAUUCCACACCAGUUGUUCACGUUAACCAAGUUGAAACGACUCAGUUUUCCCAAUAACAAUUUGAUUGGAACUAUCCCAUCUUGGAUAGGAAACUUUUCUUCCCUCCUUCAUUUAUCAGUCGCGUAUAACAAUUUUCAAGGAAACAUUCCCAACGAACUGGGGCACUUGAGAAGAUUGGAGUUCUUUGCAAUUACAGCAAACUAUUUGACAGGUACAGUGCCACUUUCACUCUAUAAUAUAACUUCUUUGACUUUGAUGAGUCUUACUGCAAAUCGACUUCAAGGAACUCUACCACCAAAUAUCGGAUAUACACUACCCAAUCUUCAGAUCUUUGUUGGUGGCGGCAAUAAUUUCACAGGGUCUAUUCCCACGUCGUUUGCCAACAUCUCCGGUCUUCGAGAAUUAGAUCUUCCUAGUAACAGUUUCGUUGGAAUGCUACCUAAUGAUUUGGGGAGCUUAAAAGACUUAGAGAGACUCAAUUUUGAAGACAACAUACUUGGAACUGGAAGAGUUGGUGACUUAAAUUUUAUCAGCUCCUUGGCUAAUUGUACUAGUCUAAAGGUUUUGGGUCUGUCAUGGAAUCAUUUUGGAGGAGUAUUGCCUUCAUCUAUUGGCAACCUAUCAAGCCAGCUCACAGCGUUAACCUUGGGUGCAAAUAUGUUAAGUGGAAGCAUUCCUUCUGCGAUUGCAAACCUGAUUAACUUGCAACAUCUAGUGGUGGGACAGAAUUAUUUGAAUGGAAGUGUUCCUCCUAAUAUUGGGAAUCUUCAAAACUUGGUGAAGCUAUUUUUGCAAGGUAACAAUUUAACUGGGCCAAUUCCAUCAUCUAUUGGUAACUUGUCUUCGAUAGUUAAGCUUUACAUGAACGAUAACAGACUUGAAGGAAGCAUACCAAGAAGCUUGGGACGUUGCAAAACGCUUCAAAUUCUUAACCUAUCUGGUAACAAACUUAGUGGCCUUAUACCAAAUGAAGUUCUUCAUUUCUCUUCCUUUUUGGCCUAUUUGGCCUUGAAUAAUAACUCACUUACUGGUCCAUUAGCACUUGAAGUGGAUGAGGUGGUUAGUUUGAUAACGUUGGAUGUAUCAAAGAACAAAUUAUCAGGUAACAUUUCUAGCAAUCUUGGUAAAUGUGUAAGCAUGCGUUACUUGGAUUUGAGUGGUAACCAAUUUGAGGGAACAAUUCCUCAAUCUUUAGAAACUUUGAAAAGUCUUGAAGUACUAAAUCUUUCCAGUAACAACUUGUCUGGGUCAAUUCCCCAAUUUCUUGGUCAGCUUCACUCACUCAAGUAUGUCAAUCUAUCCUAUAAUGACUUUGAGGGGAAAGUGCCAACAGAUGGAAUUUUUUCCAAUUCAACCAUGAUUUCUAUCAUUGGAAAUAAUGAUCUAUGUGAUGGUUUACAAGAAUUAAGUUUACCUCCGUGCAAGCCUAACCAAACACAUUUGCCCGAUAAGCGGUCUCUAACAUCAAAGGUGUUGAUCCCUGUAGUAUCUACCGUCACAUUCAUUGUUAUUUUGGUGAGCAUACUUUUCGUGUGUUUUGUGUUUAAGAAGUCCAGGAAGGAUAAUUCAACUCCAUCUUCUACAAAGGAGCUUCUACCACAAAUUUCUUAUUUAGAACUGAACAAAUCAACUAACGGAUUCUCUAUGGACAAUUUGAUUGGUUCGGGUAGUUUUGGCUCUGUGUAUAAAGGUGUUCUUCCAAAUGGUGGAUCUAUUGUUGCCGUUAAGGUUCUAAACCUCCAACAACAAGGUGCUUCCAAGAGUUUUAUUGAUGAAUGCAACACUCUCUCAAACAUACGGCAUCGGAAUCUCCUCAAGAACAUAACUUCUUGCUCAAGUAUUGAUGUACAAGGCAACGAAUUCAAAGCAUUAGUCUUCAAUUUCAUGUCCAAGGGAAAUCUUGAUUGUUGGCUUCAUCCUGCAAAUCAAGGACACGAUCAAAGAAGGUUGAGUCUCCUCCAAAGAUUGAAUAUUGCUAUUGAUAUAGCAUGUGGAUUAGAUUAUCUUCAUAAUCUUUGUGAAAUUCCUAUUGUUCAUUGCGAUCUAAAGCCUAGCAAUAUAUUGCUUGACGACGAUAUGGUAGCUCAUGUAGGAGACUUUGGGUUAGCUAGAUACAUGUUGGAAGGACCGAAUGCACCAUUAUCUUUUAGUCAAACCAUGUCACUUGCACUCAAGGGUUCUAUAGGGUAUAUUCCUCCAGAAUACGGCACUGGUAGCAGAAUUUCCAUCGAAGGAGAUGUCUUCAGCUAUGGUAUACUACUAUUAGAGAUGCUCAUCGGAAAAAGACCCACUGACGACACAUUUGGUCAUGGUGUGGACAUUCAUUUGUUCGCUACCAUGGAGCUAUCUCGAGAUGCCUUGGGCAUAAUCGAUCAUUCUAUGCUAUUAGUAGAAACAGAUCAAAAAGAAGAAAGAGAAGACAAUAUACAAGAAAUAGCGACAAUGAGUGAGGAACAACACAGAAAAAUCAUACCGAGAUAUGUGGAAGAAUGUCUAGUAUCAAUGAUGAGAAUCGGAUUGUCAUGCUCCUUGAGGGCACCUAGGGAGAGAACACCGAUGAAUGUGAUCGUUAAUGAAUUGCAAGCAAUUAAAAGCUCCUAUCUCAAAUUUAAAAAGACACGCCAGAGGUAACAUAGAUAUUUGUUUCCCCAAGAUUGAGAGAAGAAUGAAUAUACUUGGCCACAACAAGCAAUGGGUUGUUCUAGAAAUGCCACCUUUCAAACCAUCCAAGUUGACAAUUUACAAUAGAUGGUGAAAUGUUUCUCAAUUAUGAUGAUAAUACCAUUUUUCACUUUUUGUUCCUAAACUCACUUUUACGUUAUAUAUUUUUUUCACGCAA
Messenger RNA from Cucumis sativus (cucumber), 3604 nucleotides. RefSeq names its product putative receptor-like protein kinase At3g47110. NCBI's taxonomy places the organism in Eukaryota, Viridiplantae, Streptophyta, Magnoliopsida, Cucurbitales, Cucurbitaceae. The record is from RefSeq and is a predicted model, not a curated record. Bases 169 to 3396 code for a protein of 1075 amino acids. Gene Ontology annotation, molecular function: protein kinase activity; ATP binding; protein binding. Gene Ontology annotation, biological process: hormone-mediated signaling pathway; protein phosphorylation. The transcript is spliced from 2 exons. Gene Ontology annotation, cellular component: plasma membrane.